AUGUCCAACCAUGACAACAACCCAUUCACACUCAAGUCCACUGCACACUAUAUGCAGUGGCGGGAGCACAUUGCCAUGUCACUUCGAGCCCAAGGCCUGUGGAACUUUGUGUUUGACAAUGUCAAGGAGCUGGUUGUGCUACAAUCACUGAUCAAGGGGAAGGAAGACGACCCCCAGGCCAUCAUGUGGCACCUUGACAAGGAGCUGCGGCCCAAGACCAACGCCAUGUGCAUGGAUCUCCUCUGCAACUUUGUCAGCAUUCGCCGCAAGCCAGACAAGGAAAUAGAAGUCUUCUUUGUGUGCAUUGAGGCCGCCCAGGCAGAGCUGGAGGAGAGUGGCAUGGUUGCCAGCCCAGCCUACCAGCUCCUGGCCAUCCUGGAUGGCCUGCCACCCAAGUACAACGCCAUCCACGCCAUCAUCAAGUUGGAGGACAGGAUUGACAUGGACGCAAAGCCCCAGGACAAGCCCAUGUGCUACUACUGCCACAAGCCAGGACAUGUAUGGCUGGACUGCCCCAAGCUUCACGCAGCCAGACAGACCAGGUCACGCGCCAACGCUGCUACAGACAACGCCAACAGCAGCAGCAAGGACAAAACCAUUCUCUCCAUCACCAAUCAAGUCAACAUCAUCAGCAACGAAACAGAUAGCUGGUACCUCAACUCCAGUGCGACCCAACACAUCACUUGCUGGAAGGACCUCCUACACAACUUCGUCAACUACAGCCACAAGGACCAUGGCCUGCUACUUGGCAACAACUACCAGUGCCCAGUCCUCAGUCGCGGAACAAUCAAGGCCACCAUCACCAUCAACAGAGCAGCAUGA
This is a messenger RNA of Acanthamoeba castellanii str. Neff, 822 nucleotides long. Its product is annotated as zinc knuckle domain containing protein. The record is from RefSeq and is a predicted model, not a curated record. The coding region runs from base 1 to 822 and encodes 273 amino acids. Gene Ontology annotation, molecular function: nucleic acid binding; zinc ion binding. The transcript is spliced from 3 exons. NCBI's taxonomy places the organism in Eukaryota, Discosea, Longamoebia, Acanthamoebidae.